AUGUCGGCCAUGGAUAAGACACAGGUUGAUAAGGACAAACUAAAGGAGAAGCUUGAGGAGAAAUUCGACGUUUCCCACUUCGAUCCCAACACAGUGAUGCGUGGCGCUCAACUUACUUUGGUUGGAGCUCAUCGAGCACUUCAAAACCCAGCAUUGUUUACUACCGAUCACUAUCGCCAAGCUGCGAUCGCUGUCCUGGCGGGUCUUGCUAUUAGACUUAUCAUCACUGUGCCUAUCAUUGGUAUUAAGGUAUUGAUAUGGUUCAUUUCAUUCUUCGUAUCUCUUGACGCUGUGACAUGGGAUGAUACGCUAGUUGGGGGACUCGAUUUUGUUGCAGAAUAUGUUCUUCAAGUCCCCUUCUUCCUCAUGGCUCUUAUGCGUUAUGUUGUACCAACCCUGGAUAAUCUCUUCAUGCAGUCGUUGCAAUGGGUGGAUACGACCUAUGUUCACAAGCACAGGAGUGAGAGACCCUCGGAACUCCGCGACAUGUACUAUCCUAAUCUCAAGAUGUAUCGGGCGUCUGAUGGAAGCACGCAUUCUGAGAGUACCGCCCAAGCCGUCUCUAUGUUUCUAUACCGCUUCCUCCGGAAGGGCGGUAUUUCUCUCGUCGUGUUCAGCCUUUCAUAUGUUCCGGUCAUCGGUCGAUUUGUGUUACCAGCCGCCAGUUUCUAUACUUUCAAUAAUGCUGUGGGCUUAGGGCCGGCUUCCGUGAUCUUUGGAACAGGCAUUUUCCUUCCUCGAAAGUACCUCGUCAUCUUUCUUCAGAGCUACUUUUCGUCGAGGAGCAUGAUGCGAGAGUUGCUUGAGCCAUACUUUGCCCGUGUUCACUUCACCAAAGACCAAAAGCGGAACUGGUUCCGUAGCCGUGAAGGAGUCCUAUUCGGCUUUGGGCUGGGGUUUUAUAUCCUUGUUAAGAUUCCACUUGUCGGUGUACUCGUCUAUGGUAUUGCUGAGGCAUCCACAGCAUAUCUCAUCACCAAGAUCACUGACCCGCCUCCUCCACCCCAAGAAAUGAUGGAGUUCACCGAGCGACAGCAGAACUGGUCGAACAAGCAUGAAUUCUUGAGCCUUUCUUUGGCCAAUAUAGACUCGAUGUCCAGGCAAGAGCUCUCGGAAAAGACGAAAUGA
Fusarium sp. VM40 is the source of this 1128-nucleotide messenger RNA. The record is from the annotation of a GenBank genome assembly. Lineage: Eukaryota; Fungi; Ascomycota; Sordariomycetes; Hypocreales; Nectriaceae.